Messenger RNA from Candidozyma duobushaemuli, 531 nucleotides. RefSeq names its product Ras family GTPase (gene TEM1). Gene Ontology annotation, cellular component: spindle pole body. Gene Ontology annotation, molecular function: GTP binding; GTPase activity. The coding region runs from base 1 to 531 and encodes 176 amino acids. Lineage: Eukaryota; Fungi; Ascomycota; Pichiomycetes; Serinales; Metschnikowiaceae. Gene Ontology annotation, biological process: regulation of exit from mitosis. The record is from RefSeq and is a predicted model, not a curated record. The transcript has a single exon.
AUGGUCAAAUACGUCGAGGGGAGCUUUGACGAGGACUACAUUCAGACCUUAGGUGUCAAUUUCAUGGACAAAAAAAUCCAAAUACGAAACACGAAUAUCACGUUUCUGAUAUGGGAUCUAGGCGGACAAAAAGAGUUCAUUAAUAUGCUACCUUUGGUGUCUAACGACGCGGUGGCCAUCUUGUUCAUGUUCGAUCUUACCCGAAAGUCCACACUCAACUCCAUCAAGGAAUGGUACAGGCAGGUCCGUGGGUUCAACAAAACCGCCAUUCCGUUUUUAAUUGGCACGAAGUACGACGAGUUUAUCGAUUUGCUGCCCCAAGAUCAAACCGAAAUCACUAACCAGGCAAAGAAGUUCGGUAAGGCCAUGCGCCUGCCCGUGAUUUUCUGCUCAACAAGUCAUUCCAUUAAUAUUCAAAAGAUUUUCAAGAUCAUAUUGUCAAAAGCAUUCGAUCUAAAGCUCAAUAUCGAGGAGAUCGUCAACAUCGGUGAGCCAAUCUUGCUUUACAAGAAAGACGGCGCUAACUCGUGA